This is a messenger RNA of Seminavis robusta, 786 nucleotides long. The record is from the annotation of a GenBank genome assembly. NCBI's taxonomy places the organism in Eukaryota, Bacillariophyta, Bacillariophyceae, Naviculales, Naviculaceae.
AUGGUCUCUUUCAUCGGCACAAGGCUCUCUAUCUGCAUCGCGGCGGUUCUGGUCUCGGCCAGUGCAGCAUUUACUCCCGUUGCCAACCAACCUGCCCAAUCCUUGACUCAGCUGGCGGCCAGUGCUCAAGAAAAUAAUGAAGAUCGAAGAAAUUUCUUGACCCAAGUUGCAGGUGCUGCAGCCAUGGCAUUCCUGCCGUCCACACCUUCGUAUGCCGGUCUGUUGGAUGAUUUUGGAUCUGAUCCCAGCAAGAUUGUGACAAAAGAAAAAGAGGAAGAAAAAGUGUUGGUCACACAAAAGAAGGGGGCUGUUGCCAUUGAUCCCACCCUGCGUGCUUCUUACUACUAUCCCACUGCUAAGAAACGCUACCUUCCCCGUAUCACAAAAGUUACAUCCAACAUUGGAGACGUUCCUCAAUAUAUUGCUAAUGGUCAAUGGGAAGAAGUGGCAGUAUUUGCCAACACGGCCGACAAUGCAGUUCUCCCCUUGCAGCUGUACGUGAGUAGUUUGGACGGACAAGGAUUGGGAAUGGCUAACUCGUAUGCCAAGACAAUGAAAAAGGAUGCCGAAAUUUUUGAAAAGCAAUUCAAAGUCCUUCAAAAGGCCAUGAAAACCAAGGAUCAGGACAUGGCCUUGGCCGCUGUGCAGGAAAUGGGUGUCGCAGUGGCAGAAUACCGACAAACGGGACGAUUGAGCGACGAUGAUGGCAACAUUCCGUCAGUUGAUGAAAUCAAACGCAGCACCAUGCGACGAACCACACAGGCACAAUUCACACUUGACCGAUAA